AUGGCGCUAUCGAUUCCCAAAACUACCAAACAGUGGACUGUCGUAGGCCACGAUGGGCUGGAAUCACUCAAAUACAGCGAGAAACCUAUCCCUGAACUUGGCGAUAACCAGGUCCUAGUCAAGAUACAAGGAGCCUCCAUCAAUUUUCGAGACAUACUUAUCCCACAGGGGAAAUACCCCUUCGAUCUCAAGCCCGAUGUAGUCGCCGGCUCAGACGGAGCGGGGACCGUCCUGGCCGUCGGCAAACACGUUACUCGGUUCCAGCCCGGCGACAAAGUCGUCACUAUAAUCAACCAGCAUCAUCUGGCAGGGCCGAUGAAUGCUCUCUCACUGAAAUCCGGACUGGGCGGGUCCCUUGACGGGACGUUCCGCUCUGUCGGAGCAUUCGACGAACAAGGGCUCGUGGCCAUGCCAGAGAGCUUGAGCUUCAUUGAAGCGGCGACGCUCAGUUGUGCGGGGCUAACUGCUUGGAAUGCGCUCUUUGGUUUGCCGGGGAAGCAGCUCAUGCCGGGACAAUGGGUCCUGACUCAGGGGACCGGUGGAGUGAGUAUCUUUGCGAUCCAAUUCGCUAAAGCGAUCGGUGCGAGAGUCAUUGCUACAACGAGCUCGGCCGAGAAGGCGAAACUGCUUGAACGCCUUGGUGCGGAUCAUAUAAUCAACUAUCGCGAGACAUCUGAUUGGGGUGCUGUCGCUAAGAAGUUAACCGGCGGGAACGGCGUUGAUAUUGUGGUUGAAGUCGGUGGCCCGACUACAUUAAACCAAAGCAUGGCCAGUGUGAAACUCGAGGGCCUCAUCAGCACCAUUGGCUUUGUCGGUGGCGAGAGCAAGGAGCCCAUGCCAAGCCUGCUGGAUACCUGGCUCAAUCUUUUUACGACUCGCGGUGUGGGGGUUGGCAAUCGCCUUCAGAUGGAGGAGAUGUGUCGAGCUAUAGAAGCUUCACCGGAUAAGCUUCGUCCGGUUGUUGAUCCAAAGGUCUUUACGUUGGAUCAGCUUAAGGAGGCUUAUGAGUAUUUGGAAUCGGGCAAGCAUCAGGGGAAGAUUUGUAUCGAGAUUGCCUAA
Penicillium lagena is the source of this 1059-nucleotide messenger RNA. RefSeq names its product zinc-dependent alcohol dehydrogenase family protein. The coding region runs from base 1 to 1059 and encodes 352 amino acids. The transcript is spliced from 3 exons. Gene Ontology annotation, molecular function: oxidoreductase activity. The record is from RefSeq and is a predicted model, not a curated record. Lineage: Eukaryota; Fungi; Ascomycota; Eurotiomycetes; Eurotiales; Aspergillaceae.